Messenger RNA from Metopolophium dirhodum (rose-grain aphid), 3517 nucleotides. RefSeq lists its product as uncharacterized. The transcript has 11 exons. The record is from RefSeq and is a predicted model, not a curated record. The coding region runs from base 459 to 3095 and encodes 878 amino acids. NCBI's taxonomy places the organism in Eukaryota, Metazoa, Arthropoda, Insecta, Hemiptera, Aphididae.
ACGUAUAUAGUGGAAACCCGCCUUUACUAUUUACUACCGAAUGAAAACUAUCGAGUGUAUUUUUCAAAAAAAUCGAUGGUUAAUAAUAUUUAUUCAAUCAAAAAAUCACUCGGUUGUUUUUUAAACUAUCGAAUGACAAUCGAUUGUGCAAACUAUUCGGUGGUGGCACGGACUUCAUGUUGAUAUUGAUGUUGAUCCUGGUGUCCACUACUAUCUCUCGUGGAAUAGUCUAUAUCUAUUUUGUCAUGCUCACUGCUCAGACUGGUGAAUAGUAGACAGUAAUAUACCGGAGUACUAAUUGCUAUAGUGAGUAUAGUGGUAAGUACUAGCAGAUGAUCCUAACAAUUAUAGUACUACCUACUUUAUAAUAUAAAUUAUAUGAAACUUGUUUUAAAUGUAAAGCACAGUACAUUUUCAUUCUUUUAAUAAGUACGUGAGAGUUUGUAUGUACUAUUGCCAUGGAAAAUCGUUGUUCUGUUUUGGGAUGUUUGAAUACUUCUGAUGAUGGAGUUCGAUUGCAUGAAUUCCCAUUUGAUGAUGAGAAGUUAUUGCCUAUUUGGAUAAUGGCGACAAAUCGUUCAAAUUGGUUACCAAUUGACAAAAGUAGGAUAUGUGACGACCACUUUGAGAUGGAUGAAUAUGAAGCUGGCAAUAGGGGCAAUAGGCUUAGACCAGAGGCUUGUCCCAUAAUCCAUACGACAAAUACAAUUCAUAAUGCCCCACAAUAUUACUCUGCCCUGGGCCCCGCAAAUUGUCAGGACAGCCCUGAGGAUAUUACACAUGGAAAGAUAUUGACAGAUUCUGAAGACAGUGAAUGUUCGUCUACAAGCGAUAUUAAUUCUGACGAUUUACUUGAUACACCAAAUACUAGUGAUAUGAAAUCCAGUGAUGAUGAUUCAACUCUAAGUACAUCAUCUUGUAGUAAUUUUAGUAAUUCGAAUGAAGCUACUGGAUUUGAUGAUGAUUUUCUAUCAUCACUUUCAGACACUGAAUUUGAACUUGAAAAUAUAGAUAUUGAAGAAUCAAUGAUAGAAGUAGACUCUGUCUCAUUGUCUUCAUCUGUAACAAGUUUUGUAAAUACAAACCAGCCUAUAAACCAAGAAUGUGCGGUUGUAUUAUGUAAUCAAAAUGCAAGAGACCAGUUUGAUACCUUAUUUUUCAUCAACUUUCCAAAGGAUAAUAAAGCACUUUGUGAAACUUGGUGGAAAAUUUGCGGACGCAAAGACAAAUUUGAUCCUUUGUUAAAAAUAUGCUCAAUUCAUUUUGAUCCUGAAGAUUUUACAUCUAUUACUAUACGACGAGACGGUCAACUUUUCAGACAAACUAUUUUGAAUAAUAAUAAUAUUGUACCAACACUUUAUCUACUGUCACAUGAGUAUACAAAGUUUGCAAGAAAACGAAAAAGAAGUGUGAAUGAUAAUUAUAGUAUAAAAAAUAAUACAACAGAAUUUGAAUACUGUAUUAUUCAAGGCUGUGACAAGACAUUUUUGAAAGAUGGAAAAAAGACAUUGUUUUUUAAAUUUCCAAUGCAAAACAAAAAUAUGCUUAAAAAAUGGGUAGAUAGUAUUGGAUUAACUAAUUGGCAGCCAACCGAUACAGAUCGAAUUUGCUCUGAUCAUUUUGAAAAUGAUGAUGUUUUAAUGACUAAUGAUAUUUAUGGUCUAAAUAAUGAUGCUGUCCCAUCAAUUAAGCCACAAAAUUCAUUUGUAAUAAGUUCUGAAGACAAUUAUGAUAGAAAACAUGCAUCCACAGUUAACAGCAGAUAUAUUGAUAUUAUUUUUAAUAAUUUAGAAUUUAAGCAUUUAGAAAAUAACACUUUGAUAGUUAAAGAUUUCACAAGGGAAAAAAUGAAUGAAAGUUUAUUGUUAAAUUCAUUGGAACGUGAUGUAGAUGACCAAGAUCCAGAAAAUCACCAACAAAUAUUUAAUGCAUGCGCGGUCCAAUCUAGUUCAACAAAAAUAAAUGGCAAUAAAGUGUUAACAGAUGGAUGUAAUCAGACUAAAUUAGUAUCCAAACCAGAUGAAAAGACCAUAUAUGAAAAUAAUUUGAAAAAUAUACAUACCGAUACUUCAAAUAUCACUACUAUAUCAAAAAAUAAAUCUAUUUCAAAAGUAGUUAAGAAAUCGCAUGAAGAAUCAAUUGAAAAAAAUAUUUCUGAAGAAAGAAAUAUGAUACCAAAAUCAAGAAAUAAUGGAAAUGACUGUGAUUAUAUAUACUUAGACAUGUUGGAUGGUGAUGAUGCUAAGAAUGUGUUGUCAUUUGAAAAAAAAAGUAUUUCAAAGAAUUCCAAAACAAAAAUUCUGGAACUAUUAGAAAAAAAUCAUACUGAUGGAAUUCCAGAAUCUAUAAUAUAUAAUCAAGACUUAACAGAAAGCUAUGGUGAAAUGCUUUCACCUUGUUGCGACCAGGACUGUCAAUUAAUAUGUUAUUAUUCUAUGCCUGGCCCCGACCGAAGACAAAUUUAUAAAGAAUUUCAGAUGUUGAAUGCGACUGAACAGAACUGUAAAAUAACUCAAUUAGUACAAUUGCGUAUCUCUAAAAAAAAAGAUAGCACUUUUGAAAGUUGUCCGACAUACCGUUUUAUUUGGAAUAAGGCGUCUGUAAAAGUCUGCCGAACUUUUUUUAUGAACACAUUAGGUAUUUCUGAUAACCGUCUUAAUGCUAUUCUGAAACCAAUAAAUUACAGUUGGUAUUCUGAUAGAGAUGUUGCAUUGAAAGCUAAUCAACCAAGACAAUUAAAUAUUAUUAAUGAGCCAGUUAUGACAGAUUUUAUGAAAGAAUCUUUAAUACCGUUGGACAAGGAUUACAAUUCAUAUGAACCUGAGAGUGACCCAGAAGUUAGUAUAGAAAAGGUGCCUUUUAAAGAAUAUGAAAACGUAUUCCUAUACAUGAAAGGUAUUCCUAGGGUUUUGAGUUCAUAUAAUAUUCCUGGAACGUUAAAAAAACAUUUCUUUGAAACUAGUAUUUGUUUGGAAUAUAUGUACAAAACAUAUUCUGAAAAUUUUAUUAGAAACAAGACUCCUCCACCAUUUACAAAACGUCAGUUUAAAAAAAUUUACAACCAGUACAUGAAGACAUUUUUAAAAAUGGUUUAAAUUUGUAUCUUGUUUUAUUGUGUAUAAAUGUAUAGAAUUAUGUUGAUGCUUUCAGAAACUAUCAUAAUUAAAAUAAUGAAUGUAGCAUACUAUAUAUAAUCCUAUUUUUGAAAAAUAAUUCUACUAUUUUUUUUAAUUAUUAUUAUUAUUUUUAUACUUAUUAUUUACUGUUUAGUAUGUUAAUAGAUCUCUUAUUGUCUAAUUUUUAAUGAAUAUUAAUCAUUGUGUAUACAUAAUAAACAUUUGAUGUAUAUGUAUUGUAUAAUUAUUAUUCAUUUAUUUGAUUAAGAGGAUAUUAUAACCCAUAUAUGUUGUCUCUGUCAUACUAAAGCAUAAUAUAAAAAUGUCAUCUUUAGAAUAAUCAAUUUCACUUUGUAAUUUUAGAUUCUGAGCGAAGCGAUGAAUAUAUUUAUUUUUUUAUA